AUGGCCCGCCAUCCUCACCCCCAUCCCCACGCGCCCUCAGUUCCCCCCAUACCUCCCCGUGCCCCCCUCCAUGCCCACGCGCCCUCCAUGGCCCCCAUACCCCCUCCAUGGCCCGCCAUCCUCACCCCCAUCCCCACACGCCCUCCGUUCCCCCCAUACCUCCCCGUGCCCCCCUCCAUGCCCACGCACCCUCCAUGGCCCCCAUACCCCCUCCAUGGCCCGCCAUCCUCACCCCCAUCCCCACGCGCCCUCCCUUCCCCCUACACCCCCUGCGCCCCCCUCCACGCCCACGCGUUCUGCGUCCCCACCACAAAAAUGGGCUUCCGGGGGCGGGGCUGCGCCUGCGCACAAACCACCACCACCACGGGGCAGCUCCCAGGGUGCUGUGCGGCGGACUCCCGCGAGGCCCUGCGCGGCCGCCUGGACCCCGCGGAGGGGACACGUGGGGUCGCUGUGUGUUGCCGCAGGUUCCCGCGGGGUUGUGGGCGGUGGGCUCGGCCCUGCCCCCGCUGCAGCCCGCCCAGCCCCGGCCGCUCCCCUGGACACUGCCGCUCGCUGUGGGUGCGGGACCGGCGCCUUCCAAACCCUGCAGAGCAGACCUUCCGUGGUGGUCCUGUACCCCAAGUUGCUUCAACUAGUACUUCAGCAUCACCUGAAAACCUCAGUUGCUUGAGGACACACGUCCCUCCUGAGCACCAGGCCACCUGCUUCCUGAAUGUGCCCCCUCGCAAGCUCUCCCGUGAUCUCAGACCCAGCACCUUCCACCGCAUGGUUGAUCCCCUGUCCUGUGUUCCUGACCUCACAGGAUGAUAACGUUCACCCACAUGUCAGGCCCGAAACGCUAGUGGUCAUGCUUCAAGUCAUCAUCCUCAUGUCCGGAAAGUUCUUAAGUCAUUUAUCUUUAAAGCCCUCUACAUUUCUUAACCUGAAUUACUGCAACUGCCCCCAUUGCUCUGCAGUCCGUCUGUAUUACCACCCGGGCAGUCUUUUCAAACUGGAGUGUUAUUAAUGUUCAUUUCUCUGUUAAUAAUUCAAUGUUUUCUGUCCAAACCAAACAAUGUUUUCUGAAAUCCAAACCUUAUGGAAUAUACUUAGGGCCCUGGUCUAUUUGACCUCUUGUCCUCCAUUUUUCCUGGGAUUGGACUCUCACCAAUACUGCACACUUCAUUCCAACCACACAAAAUUACUUGAGUUUUCAGUACUAGCCAUAGUGCUUCAUGCAUCACCAUCAGUAUUUCUCAACCUCCACAGUACUUACAUCUUGGGCCAAAUGGUUCUUUGUUGUAGCCGACUGACCUGUGCAUUGGAGAAUGUUAAGGAGCAUACUCGACCUCUGCCCACUAGAUGCCAGUAGCCGACCCACCCCACCUGGUUUUGACAAAACAAAAAAGCAAAACCUUCAGCUUUUACCAAAUGUUCCCUGAAAAAUAGUCUACACUUGCAAUCAACUGAUAUAUGCAUUUACAAAUGCUUUCAGUUUUGCCUAUGUUCAAUAGAUGUCUGAUAGACAAUCCCAAUUUGAGAAUAGGUGAAGGAAUGACAAUAAAAAUAAAACAAAUUCACAAAGUGGGUCAUUUUGCAAAUAACUGAUCUUAUCUCUUCAAAAAUCAAUGUUACUUACCAGAUAGAACAAAUCAUUAAAAAUUUAAAGUGAAGACUGCCAAAAAUGGUAAAUAUGUGGAUAAAUAUUAAAUUACCUUUUUCUAAAAUAAAUUCUUGGUAGCUUGCUAUUUAAGCAAAAGUAAUACCUAAGUAUGAUGAUAUAAUAAAAAAAUACAGCAUAUAUAGAAACAAAAUGUAUUACAAUAGCACAGAAGGUUGGAGAGGGAGAUGAGAUAGGUUAUUAGAGGUUUUUACAACAUAAGUGAAUUGGUAUCAUUUCAGGGUAGAUAGUGGUAAGUUAAAGAUGCAGACUUGUGAUACUGUGAUUUAUAAUAAGAAAUUUAUAUUUCUCUGUCCCAUUUCUGGCACAGAGCUUCUAAAACCCUUGGAAUUUCCUAAGUGAUGAGAGUGAUCAAGGUGUCUUUUGUUAUGUUAAAUCAGGUGACUUUAGAAAGCACCUGAUUUAGGUGCUUUAGGGAACUCAGCCACCUGCUUAAAAUGUAAUUAGAAGGUUAGAAUUUACAGAUCCACUCUCAGUCUCUGGGAGGGAGAAGGGCUGGAGGUUAAAUUCAUUACCAAUGACCAAUCAGUAUAAUCAAUGAUGUCAAUGUCAGGAAGCCUCCAUAGAGACCCAGAAAGACAAGGUUGAGAGAACUUCAGGGUUGGUGAAUACAUACAGGUUCAGGGAGAUGGUGGAUUUGAAGACAGCCUGCAAACUCUGUGCCCUUUUCAUAUAACUUGUCCAGUUUCUCUCAUUUGGCUGUUCCUGAGUUCCUUUUAUAAUAAACCAGUAAUAAGUAAAA
This is a messenger RNA of Canis lupus familiaris (dog), 2405 nucleotides long. RefSeq names its product chitin-binding lectin 1-like. NCBI's taxonomy places the organism in Eukaryota, Metazoa, Chordata, Mammalia, Carnivora, Canidae. Bases 1 to 810 code for a protein of 269 amino acids. The record is from RefSeq and is a predicted model, not a curated record. The transcript has 2 exons.